AUGGUUCUGCUAGGAUUCAUUGACGAGCCUGUAGGGGAUGAGCCUACCAGCUUUGAAGAUAUAUUUGUAGGGGGCCAGCCAAGUUAUUUCAAGGACGUUAGACCACCUACUGAAAUAACAAAUUGCAAGAACUGUGGAGGUCAGUUAUCCCUUCUACUCCAAGCGUUUGCACCUUUUCAAGAUGAGCUCUACGAUAGGAUUAUAUAUGUUUUCAUGUGUCCCAAAGCUGAAUGCAGUAAGAAAAAUGGCAGCGUGAGAGCUAUACGGGGUGUUUGCAAAGAUCCCAAACUGAUGGAAGAGAAUAAAAGCCAAGUAGAGCAGGAAGCGGAAGAACGAGUUGUAGAACCAGUCAAAGAUCUUUUUGGCGAACUCACAUUGGAUUCCAACCCAUUUGCUUCAGCAAACCCAUUUUCAUCUGGGAACCCUUUUGACAAAAAAGGAAAACUCCAUCCAGCCCCCGUCGGCUACAAAACCGGAGAAAACGUCACAAGAAUCAUUUCCAUCCUUUUUUUGUAUGUCGAAGAGGAGACACUUUCACCAAGGAAGUUCAACCUUCCUGCAAAUAUGGAGAUUGACGAAUCGGUCCUAGAUGCUGAGAUCGAGACUGAAGGGUCCGCUAAACUGAAAGGGUCAGAUAUCAAGCAAGCAAUUGAUGAUGACGAUACUUUCAAUGCAUUUACAGAAAAAGUUGAGCACAAUCCUUCCCAGGUUUUACGAUACCACCUGGGAGGAAAGCCACUACUGUAUAACUCCAAGGAUGAAAUAUAUCAAACGAUCAUCAAAGCUAAAGUGCCAGGAAAACAGUUCGAACUUCAAAUAAUGCCCAAAUUAAUCAUGGAUAUCGAAAAAGACAACUUUGAAAUGGACUGGGGUACCAUUAUUGUCUAUACCGACACGAAUGACGCCAUUGAGUUGGACGAAGAGUUUGUAGGGUAUAAAGAAGAGUGGUGUGGGGUUCAGUACGAGCAAUGGAACUCUCCUCUAUAG
Komagataella phaffii GS115 is the source of this 987-nucleotide messenger RNA. RefSeq lists its product as uncharacterized. The coding region runs from base 1 to 987 and encodes 328 amino acids. NCBI's taxonomy places the organism in Eukaryota, Fungi, Ascomycota, Pichiomycetes, Pichiales, Pichiaceae. Gene Ontology annotation, cellular component: cytoplasm. The record is from RefSeq and is a predicted model, not a curated record. Gene Ontology annotation, biological process: maturation of SSU-rRNA. The transcript has 2 exons.